Pestalotiopsis fici W106-1 is the source of this 1023-nucleotide messenger RNA. RefSeq lists its product as uncharacterized. Gene Ontology annotation, molecular function: oxidoreductase activity. The record is from RefSeq and is a predicted model, not a curated record. Bases 1 to 1023 code for a protein of 340 amino acids. The transcript is spliced from 2 exons. Lineage: Eukaryota; Fungi; Ascomycota; Sordariomycetes; Amphisphaeriales; Sporocadaceae.
AUGGCGACCACAACAACGCAGUCGCUGGCCAAGACCAGACUGCCUAUUGUAUUUGGUGCCAUGACCAUUGGAAAGCCAGGCGUCGAGCAGACUCGAAUCCACACCCUCGAUGAAGCCUCCGAAGUCCUCGACGUUUUCCAAAAGCACGGCCACAACGAAAUUGAUACUGCACGCGUGUAUGGCGGGGGAUCGUCUGAAGAAUACCUGGGGCGUCUAGACUGGCAAUCCCGCAACCUGGUUAUGGGAACCAAGUUCUACGCCAACCCAACAUUGCGCGCGCAAGGCGUCUCCCACUCACCCGAUAAUCUCCACAAAUAUCUACGGGAAUCGCUGGUGGCUCUCAAGUCAGACAAGAUUGACUUGUGGUACUUGCAUGCCCCAGACCGAUCGAUUCCUUUCGAAGAUACAUUCCGCGCCGUCAAUGAACUCUUCAAAGAAGGUCUCUUUAGGCGUUUCGGUAUCAGCAACUACAUGGCCUGGGAAGUGGCGCGCAUCAACGAGAUGUGCAUCCAAAACGGCUGGGUGCGCCCGUCGGUCUACCAAGGUGUCUACAAUGCCAUUCACCGCGGAGUAGAGCCAGAGCUGUUUCCAUGUCUUCGCCAUUACGGCAUGUCUUUCUACGCCUAUAACCCUCUCGCUGGCGGUAGUCUGACUGCCCGUUAUCGUCAUGACAGUGCCGAGAAUGUCCCAACCCCAGGGUCUCGAUUCGAUCCCAGCACUAGACAAGGUACUUUGUACCGCAAGAGAUACUGGAAUGACACUGUUUUCAAUGCAGUCACUGUGAUUCGUGAAGCAAUGGCCAAGCACGAACUCACUGAAGUUCAAUGUGCUCUGCGUUGGUUGGAGCACCACUCAAAGUUGCAGACUUGUGGGGAUGCCAUCAUUGUCGGUGCUAGCAGCGCGCCACAGCUGGAAGAGAAUCUACGCGCGCUGGAACAAGGCCCAUUGCCCAGCGAUGUGCUGGAGGCGCUGGAUCAGGCUUGGGAAAUCACCAAGGCCAGCACUUGGAAUUAUUUCCACUGA